Pygocentrus nattereri (red-bellied piranha) is the source of this 1242-nucleotide messenger RNA. RefSeq names its product cerebellin 20 (gene cbln20). Bases 83 to 763 code for a protein of 226 amino acids. Gene Ontology annotation, molecular function: protein binding. Lineage: Eukaryota; Metazoa; Chordata; Actinopteri; Characiformes; Serrasalmidae. The transcript has 4 exons. The record is from RefSeq and is a predicted model, not a curated record.
AAGCUUUAUAGCUGAAUCACCUCCACCUGUGGGCAAACAUCUUCCACAAAGUAGACAUCAGAGAACAUCCACACAGAGCAGAAUGAGAGGUAUAGUGUUUCUGUGUCUGCUGGGAUGCUCCCUUGCUCAAAAUUUGACAUACUCUUGGAAUGGCCCUGGAACUUCCAGUCAGGGUGACCCCAACGCUGCCAAUGAGUGCCUGACUGACACACAGACCUGUGGCUGCUGCCUGAUGCAGAAACAGAUGUGGAGGAUGGAGACUUUCUUCAACAUGAGCCUGGCCGAGCUGCAGAGGGGUCUGGAGAGAGCUCAGGGUGUUCUAAACACCAUGCGAUCCAGCCGCAGUGCCUUCUCAGUGGCUCUGACUGAUACUCGCCGAUGUGUGGGUCCGAACCGUGCUGACGUGGUGGUGCAGUACCAGAGUGUGUUUAUUAACCUGGGUGACGGCUACAGUGUCAGCACUGGUGUAUUCACAGUCCCUCGCUCUGGGGUGUAUGCCCUGGCACUGACUGUCUACAGUGAUGCAGGGGCCGUCGGGGUCCUCUUGGCUGCCUGUGGCCGCAUGCGCCGAAAUGGCCGUGUAAUUGCAGCACUUAAUGAGUACAACACGCAGGACCAGGAGGACAGCGCCACCGUCGUCCUGGCAGUACAGAUGCAGGCUGGGGACAAGGUGGACGUUAUUCUUCCUGCCACUUGCUACCUAUGUGACGACAACAGCCACUACAACACCUUCAGUGGCUUCCUGCUCUACGCCACUGACUGAAACCCUUUAGUUCUCUCUCAAAGUUGAGGUUGAGAGCAUUAAGUCUUCACUCAGUUCUGUGACCAUAUGUCUACUCCAUUAAACUUUGUCAUUUGUCUUAUAGGUCCUCAUGGCCCUUCAUAACCAGGGCUAUAAAUUCUUUUCCAAUGACAUAAUUCUCAAAAUCUCUUGGGCUUUCCUGUUAUCACUGAACUCCAGGAUCAUCACAAUAGCCCUAAUGUACAGUGUGCAUUGUAAAUGGACCUCUAACUAAACAGUUUCUUUUCCUUUUUUUAAUCAUUAGCCUGAUCAGUAAAGGUCUGAUUGUCAGAUUGUGAUGUUGGUGACAGAGCAUCAAAUGUGUCUACCCAAGUGUAUUGGAAAUAAAGCUGGAUAAACUAUUGAAAAAUAUUUCUGCAUCUAAUAAUUGUCAUAUAAUGAAAUAUGAUAUAUUUUAUGACAGUUUAAACAGUAUAAAUAAAAACGAACAGUUCAGAAAA